Medioppia subpectinata is the source of this 3038-nucleotide messenger RNA. The record is from the annotation of a GenBank genome assembly. Lineage: Eukaryota; Metazoa; Arthropoda; Arachnida; Sarcoptiformes; Oppiidae.
UGAGUGAGGAGUGCAUUGAAUGCAUUGAAUGGGCGGUCGUGUUGUGGAGUCUACUUAUGACAGACUCUAUGCCAGAGUGUGUGCAACGGUUGCCAACAGAACGUCACACAGAAUGCAGUGUUUUGUGUGAAAUGUUUGUCAACAAAGUGUCCGAUAAAGCGAUGAUUGAGUCAUGACUUCUACGCUAAUCAUUACUCAUGUGUUGGAUCUGCUCUUCACUAUCACAACAACAACAACACAACACAUCAGUACUCAUCGCCAACACUGACACCACACGAGACAAUGCUUCCAGGAAUCGGUGUCUUCGGUGGCGGACAACUGGUCCGCGUUCUGGUGGCGUGUCUUCGCGCUAAGGGUUUCAAAGUGGAGGCCAUUUGGUCUCAUAGUCUGGCUUGCGGUAUAGGAAAGCACGUGUUGUGCGACUGUCCGCCCGCUCUGUCUUUGCCGCAGAUGUUGGCUAUGAAGAGGGCGGCACUCAAUUACCCCACUCUUAUUACUAUACUCUUCAAUACAUUGAGAUUUUUGCCCUCUUUUAUCAAAAUGAAGAAAUUAAUUGCCGACGGAUUUGUCGGACAAAUAAAUGUUAUCAAUUGUAAUGUCUUCGGCGACUCUCUUCAGGCGCAAGAGAUGGCCCGCGAGCUGGACAUCAAACUGGCCACAGAUGUGAUCGAUAAGGUGUUGUUGGAGCCGUCGGUUCAGCUCAUAGUGAUCGCGUGUCCGCCACAUCUUCACGAACAGAUCGCCACUAAGGCCUGCGGUAUAGGAAAGCACGUGUUGUGCGACUGUCCGCCCGCUCUAUCUUUGCCGCAGAUGUUGGCCAUGAAGAGGGCGGCACUCAAUUACCCCACUCUUAUUACUAUACUCUUCAAUACAUUGAGAUUUUUGCCCUCUUUUAUCAAAAUGAAGAAAUUAAUUGCCGACGGAUUUGUCGGCCAAAUAAAUGUUAUCAAUUGUAAUGUCUUCGGCGACUCUCUUCAGGGUUUGGACAACUAUUCAAUUGUUUGCGACGAUCUAAUGGGCGGCGGAUUGUUAUCAACGGUCGGAACCCAUAUAAUAGAUAUCAUUUCAUUUGUUACGGGCCUCAGAGCUAAACGAGUGAACGGAUGCGUUCGUAACUACCAUCAGAUCAAAGAUAAUGUGUUUGGCUUAAGAAGAAUAACUUCUGAUGAUUUUGUGACAUUUCAGAUGGAAAUGAGAAACAGUUUAAGUAUAGCUAAUGUGACACUAAAUGCUCAUUAUUUCGGGACAUCUAUUCACGAAAUACUGAUCUGCGGAUCGAAGGGAUACCUCGUGUGCCGUUCCGGCGAUCUCUACGGCCGACCCCUCACCUCAACUAAAGAGGAAAUCCUUUGCUCUGAUAGCGAAGACAUGAGUGAAAACAACCACACAUUAAGUGCCAAAAAUAUUUUGCCAAAACCUUAUGGAAGUGGUCUCUUGAGAAUGCUAUCGGCGCUGAAAAACGCGUUUCAGUGUUCGCCCGACUCUGAAGUGAUUAAUGGAGACAAUGGUCUCCGAAAUGAGGAGAAGAUCUUUCAUUGGGCUAAAGAGGCGGUCAGUUUGGCCGCCAAUUUCGAGGACGGACUCUAUAUUCAACAGGUUAUCGAAGCGAUUAAGUACUCCUCAAAGAAUAGUGAAUGGAUUCGCAUUAAAUCAGAUUUAAACUGAUUAUUCGCGCCUUAAUUACAAUUAACUUAUAAAUUAUAAUAGUAUAAGAAUUUGUAAUAAUUGUUAUUUAUAGAAACGGAUCUGUUUUUUGUUUGGUUUUGCAUUAAUUUCUCUGAAUAACGUCUAGUCAUAUGUUUGUUUGUAUAAUAAGCCACUAAUUAUGGCAUUUAUGUAAUUAUCAUAACUAUUCACGACUCAUGUUCUCCUCUGACAUGCAAUUCGUGGAGUUUUGUUGAUGUGAUUAUUGAAGUUAUUCCUCACGAGCUUUGCUUAACAUUAGCCAUAAAUUAUUAUUUCCAUUAACUUUCUAUAACACUAACAACAAUACGAUAUUUAAUAAUUUAUUGGAUUUUACGGUAAAAACAAAUUUGCAUUACUUUUAAUUGCGGUUUAGAAUUUCAAAUUGAAAAACAAAUCAUGGAUUUGUGUCAAAACUAAUGAAAACUGAUAGAAAACUAGUUUUCAGUUCACGUUAUGCACACGCAAUGCCUUUAAAUAUCUCAUAUUUCAUAAACCAUUUUUGGAUAUUUUUAAACUAAUUCUUGUAUAUAUUUUAGAGAGGAAUUUGUUAAACAAAUUGGAAAUAAUGUAUGAAAUAAAAUUGUUUUGUUUCUAAGAUAUUUUUAGAGCCUUUUAUGAGAUAUAUUUACGCCUAAUAUAAAAGCACAGGAUUUCCUUAAAAAUUUAUAUUUUGAGAUAAAAAUUAUUUCCAUUUGUAUAAUAAAAGGGGUCUAAAGAAAAUAGACAUAAAAUUUCGCACAAAAUUUCAUCUCCGGUUAACUUCACAGCAAAAGUAUUUUUUAAGCGCAAAAUAUUUAAUCAAUUUUCAUGUUUUUAUUUUUGAUUGAAAUGUCAAUCACUGUUUUAAAACUACUUAUCCACUGAUAAUACUAAUGCAUUUUUGGCAUAAUUUUAAAGAGUUAUCUUUAAAUGUCUGAAAGUUUUGAGGGCUUUUUCCUCUCAAAUGACAUAUCCUUUGCUUAUUUAAGUCAAAAUCCGAACAAAUAUUUAGUUUCUAUUAGUUUUUAAAUUACUGCCAAUUAAUUGAAGGCCGGUUUGCAGUCAUUGCUAUAUCCAUGCAUUUUAUGGACCAGAAAUAUGGUUAAGAGAAAUGUGUAUAAGAAUUGGCUGUUUGUAUGAUAUAAUGGAUUCAUAGCUGAGAAGUCAUGACAACUCAUGAUUGCUUUGAGCACUUCCUGCAGAAGCAAACACUUUAUAUUCUUGAUGUUCAGCAGUAAUUGGAAUUCAAUUAUAUAUUUAUGUUUUGAUUUAUAUAUUUUUCUUUGUGCCAUAUUUUGUGUUCACUUUAUUAUGUCAUGAAAUCAUUGUUUGGAUAAAAUAAAUGAAUAAAUAAACGCUUACACACUUAGAGA